Messenger RNA from Drosophila elegans, 1169 nucleotides. RefSeq lists its product as uncharacterized. The transcript has 2 exons. NCBI's taxonomy places the organism in Eukaryota, Metazoa, Arthropoda, Insecta, Diptera, Drosophilidae. The record is from RefSeq and is a predicted model, not a curated record. Bases 85 to 1038 code for a protein of 317 amino acids.
AACAAUCCUCAAGGAAUUGGCAGAGAACUUUACACAAAAAAACCACAUCAAUUUGCCAGAGCUCAACAUCAAUUUUUUGAGAACAUGGCUAACAAACUGAGUUUGCUCAUCUUUAUGAGUGCUAUAGCUGUCGGUCUGGCUUUAACCACAACAACAGCAGCCACCAGGGAACCCAUGCCCACUACCACUGAAAAGCAGAUGAGCAGCGGCCCCAUGAAGUCCUUAGACCGACGUGACAAACGGCAAUUGACUGCGAAUGGUGGCCAGAGCAGCUUGGCCGGCUCCAGUGGCUCGUUUCCCAUUUUCUUCGAUGGGGUGAAUGUGAAUCCCCCCCUCCAACAGCUGCCGCCCCUCCAGCAACUGCCGCCCCUGCAACAACUGCAGCCCCUGCAGCCCAUCACGGUGGUGACGCCCGUGGCCUCCAACUCGAAUGCCCAGAGUCAGCAGCCGCAGCAGGGUUGGCUGCCCGCUUUCGGCCAGAAUCUGCCCAUAAUUGGCACCUGGGUGGGUGGGCUGCCCAAUUUGAUCAGUGGCCUGGGAUUGGGCACCCUGAAUGGAGGUUUCGGCACACUGGGUGGCCUGAAUCUGGGAAAUCUGGGCCUGGGCGGAGCGGCUCCUGUGCAACAAGGUGGAGCUGCACCAUCUAAUCAAAUCCCGGGAUCCUCGCCGAAUCCCCAGGCCAGUUGUCCGUUGACCCAGAAGCUCAGCUGCCGCUGUGAGCCGCUCCUCCAGUUGCCCGGACUGAAGCCCAGCUCGAAUCCUCUGAGAUCCCAGCUGGUGCAAAUCCUGCGGCAGAAUGCCCGCAAGAACGACGAUGGAUCGCAGGAGAUGCGGGUGAUCCUUAGCAGCGGACAUGUGAUCUACCAGCGCACCGCCAGGGAUCUCGGCCAGACUGGCUACCUGGCCAUGCGGAUUCAGUCGGGCAGGUACUUCAACAUCUACUACAGCGUCAACGACAAGGAGUACACGGUGCGGGCGGAUGUCAAGGACACGCCGCCCACCUCCGAUUUCGAUGACGAGCUGAGCGGUCAACUGUAAAGUGUAAAAAGGAGUUGGCCAAUAUGGAAAUCCUUCGGGUUAACUUUAAGUUUCAUUUUUUUUUUUUAAUUUAACUGCCCUCUUUUUGUAUUAAAUGGAUUUCCAAGCCAAUAAAAAGCUGCAUUAAACGA